This is a messenger RNA of Cyprinus carpio (common carp), 1250 nucleotides long. RefSeq names its product transmembrane protein 72. NCBI's taxonomy places the organism in Eukaryota, Metazoa, Chordata, Actinopteri, Cypriniformes, Cyprinidae. The record is from RefSeq and is a predicted model, not a curated record.
UAGUCAGGUAAUCUUUAACUGUAAAGUUUUUUGUUGUUUGGUCCCCUCACCUUGAGUAGAGGUGGAAUGCAGCAGGAACAAGCAGAGGGUGGUCAGUGUUUGGGUUUUAGUUUCUAUGUUAGGCUGAUUACUAGGGUGAAAUCUGCACUGGGACACCCUCCUGUUUAGGCGAGGAGAUUUCUAACCAUGGUAUACUGUCGUCCUUGCACAAAGUUUUGACUCGAAACUAUUCAUAAACUAUCAAUAGAGAACUUUAACAAUCAACAAAUGUUCUAAAGGAAAAAAAACUUUUGAUUUUGGCCAUGAAGACCUCAGCUUUGUGGGUUAUAGUGGAAUGUGCCAGCAGAGUUCUUGGCAUCUCGACUGCUGCAGUGCUUUGUGCAGUGGGUGUAGAGACUCAGAGACAGGGGGAGUUCAACAGCUUGGCCGUCUAUCUCCUGUUCUCUUCGGUGGUGAUCAUGAUUUUUGAAGUCGCCUAUUUCAUUGACACUCUGUUGGCAAUGUGCCUUCCUUGUCCACCCACAUGGAAGAUUUUCAUUCUUUGGAAGAAGAUGGCCAAUGUUGGGGGUUUUCAGAAGUUUCUAUACUAUACAAUGAUGUCUUUGAUGUGUUUCCUGCAUCCAGUGCUUGUAUGGCAUGCUGUAAUACCAGGAAUUAUGCUGGUAGUGACUGGAUUCUUUAACUUCAUACUGAGCAAAAAGAAGAAGUCAGAUCCGCCUAAAGAGUCCAGGUCAUCGUAUAGAGACCCGGCUCUGUCUUCUGUCUGUGUCACAGACAGGGAGGACACUGAACACACAUUCUCUUUCUUCCACAUCAUUUCAGGCAAAAGAGCAUCUUUUUUUCCUAGCAAUAGCCGACUGCAUGGCCCCACAGACAGGGCUCAGACAGCGAAGAAUACCCAACGCAAGAACAGACAAACAGACACAAGAAAUGUGCACUUCAUUGAGAGUCUCAGACAUAAUGAUGCUGAAAUGGAAGAAUACCAUGAAGUGGAACCUGAGGAAACCACAUCAGAUAAAGCACCAAUGAUUAGACUGUAAACAUAUGAGAUCAUAGUGUUAUAAAUCAUUUUAUGCAUGCAAGGUAAGAAGUUAAAUACAUCUACUCAAAAUCUGGCCAAUUAUUCAAAGAAUGAAAAUUAUUUUUCUUCAUGUUCACUUAUUUGUGUGAUGGCAAUGCUGAAUUUUCAGCAGUUAUUACUCCGGUCUUCAGUGUCACAUGAUCCUUCAGAAAUCAUUCUAAUAUGUGAA